This is a messenger RNA of Opisthorchis viverrini, 822 nucleotides long. RefSeq lists its product as hypothetical. The record is from RefSeq and is a predicted model, not a curated record. The transcript is spliced from 5 exons. NCBI's taxonomy places the organism in Eukaryota, Metazoa, Platyhelminthes, Trematoda, Opisthorchiida, Opisthorchiidae. The coding region runs from base 1 to 822 and encodes 273 amino acids.
AUGAAAUCAUCUAUACAUAACUUUGAAUAUCACGGUUUGGAGUCUUGGGGCUACAUACAAUCUUGUGAUUUUGAAAAUAUGGAUUUAAAAGGACUCUCAUCAGAUGUUGAGGACCAACAUGAAGGCUUUGAAUGUAUCGCUCACAAUUCAAUGCUUGAAAGGAAAGCUAUCUUUUGUGUUGUGAGGAAGGAUGCCAAUUCGUUCAAAAAACAUCCCUCCUCUCGGACAAAGCCAAUGGAGCAGAACUACGACGACAUCAAACAUACACCGUUCGCUUAUUUUCAACCGGAAAAUUUUCAAACAGGGGAACAAGAAUACUUUUAUCAAAUCGAUGAAGAGAUUAGCGGAACAUUUAGGAGUUUCUCCUUGGUCACCUUGUCGAUGGGCGAAAAUAUUAAUACUUCAUAUCGACUUCACACACUAUUCAUAAGGUUGCUGAGAACUUCUCGACACCCUGUGACCGGUUUUGCACUUCUUGAUGCUCAUCAGUCCGAUCGAAGCUUCGAGGUGAUUGUAAAGGUUGGACCGGUAUUCCAACGUGAUGAGCGCAUUCUGAAAGUUAUUAUACGCAUAGCUGCGUUGGUAACAUCGCGUAGGCGUGGUCCCGCAGUAUCCGUCAACCUUAUAUCUUUCUUGGACACAGAUUGCACGAAAUUAGUGAGAUCCACUCAUUUGCAUAAACGAGAGAUUCAGCGGGGUUCCAGAUCCGAACCUGAAGAACCAGUCGGCCAUUUUGGUAUAAUCACUUUUUUGCUACGCGCUGUAGUAAGCAUGCAUAUUCAUAUGGAUAGUUGCAUUCGAAUCGGAUUGAUUGCUAAGUAG